Molecule: messenger RNA, 315 nt
Organism: Penicillium daleae
Lineage: Eukaryota; Fungi; Ascomycota; Eurotiomycetes; Eurotiales; Aspergillaceae
Exons: 2
Coding region: 1-315 (104 amino acids)
Source: RefSeq, a predicted model, not a curated record
AUGGCCAUCGUGACUGACCCACCCUCCGGGUGGGGCACAAAACCUGAGGACCUCGAGGACGAGGAUGACUGGAACGCAGAUGAUAGUGUUGGACAAUGGCUGUGUGCAGAGUUGAAACUUGGAAUAGGCCGUCCGAUCAUGUUUCAUUACAAAGGCCUUACUUACAUGUUUGAAGCCGGUGGAAAGUUCUACUUCUGGUAUUGCAUUGAUCUCGCUGUUUCUGAAAUCACAUCUCCGACAGAGCUGGAUGAAAUCAUCAAGGUUAUGAAGGAAAAGGGAGAGGAGGUUUUGAAGACCAAAAAGAUUCUUAGAUAA